AUGGCCCCGCAGCAGGGGCGGCCCUCGCUGCGGGCCCGCGGCGAGCCGCCGCCCGCGCCGCCGGUGCCGCCUCGCCGGGCGCGCGGGGGGCGCGGGGCGGCCGGGGGCCGGGGGCGCGCGGGCGGGGCCGAGGCUCGCGGCGUCAAGUGCGUGCUGGUGGGCGACGGCGCGGUGGGCAAGACCAGCCUGGUGGUCAGCUACACCACCAAUGGCUACCCGACCGAGUACAUCCCCACCGCCUUCGACAACUUCUCGGCUGUGGUGUCAGUGGAUGGGCGGCCUGUGAGACUACAGCUCUGUGACACUGCAGGACAGGAUGAGUUUGACAGGCUAAGGCCUCUCUGCUACACCAAUGCAGACAUCUUCCUGCUUUGCUUCAGUGUGGUAAGCCCUGCAUCUUUCCAGAAUGUCAGUGAGAAAUGGGUGCCUGAGAUUCGGUGCCACUGCCCCAAAGCCCCCAUCAUCCUGGUUGGGACACAGUCGGAUCUCAGAGAAGAUGUCAAAGUACUCAUUGAACUAGACAAAUGCAAAGAGAAGCCAGUGCCUGAAGAGGCAGCAAAGCUUUGUGCUGAGGAAAUCAAAGCUGCCUCCUACAUCGAGUGCUCAGCCUUGACUCAAAAAAACCUCAAGGAGGUCUUUGACGCCGCCAUUGUCGCUGGCAUCCAGCACUCGGACUCCCAGCAGCAGCCAAAGAAAUGUAAGAGCCGAACCCCAGACAAAGUGCGGGACCUGUCCAAGUCCUGGUGGAGGAAAUACUGCUGCCUGGCGUGACUCUCGGGAAGCUGCUGUCAAAAGCUGUGUGAGCUACAAUGACUCCUGUAGCAUGUGUGUGGUCAUUGGAAGAGCCUUUAACACAUGACUCCUUCAUCCUUUAGUUUCCUUGUUUGUGUAAGCUUAGGGAUGAAAUUUUUAUGCAAGAUAAGUUAAAGAAGUUUUGAAGUAAGUUAAAAUGUUGUUUUCAAUAAUUCUGGAAAUUUAUGCUGUAGACCUCUGGAUUCAUUUAUAUCUGUUGUGAAAAGGGCUCCUCAAAGCUAGAUGUCAGGAUUGAAGUUUUGCUGCAUUAGAAUGUACAGAAGGACGAGGAGGACAAUUGUGCCUAACAACCUCUCUUGUUUAAGAGUUGCUGAAUGCCUAUACAUUACGUGCACAGACCAGUUAUGGGAAAACAACUCCCCACUUGGAAACCACACAAACCAUGCCUGUUUCCCUGGGAGCAACUGUCUGAGAAAACAAUGAGAGCAAUUCCUGCAAACCUCAUACCUGUCCUUUUUGUCAUCUACUGAUAUACCUAGUAGCUUAAGAUUUUAAAACAAAAAAUAUCGCACUUCUGGCACUGUAUAGACCAAAAAACAAACUUGCUUAUUGGGUUUUUUCAUCCUUAGACCAGUGGUGUUGACACUACUUGAAAUUACUAAAAAUGCCCCGCAGGAGGCAGGCACUGGUACAGAUCCAUUUUCUUUAAGGAGCAACAAGAGCAUCUCAGAGAUCGUAGUGUAGUGUUUGCUCUCAGUGCAUGGUUUGUGUGCCAGACUGCCUCUCUCCUGGUGAGUGGAGCACAGGGAGCCUCCUGGACAGGCAUUUUAAGCUUCCACACUCACAUCAUGCCAUCUGCAGUGAGAAUCAAACCCAACCACACUUGUGAGGCACACACACCUUUUCUUCUAAGUUGGCCAAAAUACUCUUGUGUGUAAACACACACAGACAUAUGCACAUGCACACACAUAUGCACGUAUAGAUGGCUGGCGUCCUGCUGCUCAGGCUGUAGGCAGCAGGGAAAGCAGAACAUAUGGGAACAGCACAGCUUCUACCUGUUGCUUCUUUAAAGUACCCAAGGUAUGAUUUUUAACAUAUCUUCAUCCACAUGUUUUUGAGGCCAUCUUAGUGAAAUGAAUAUCUCUUGAGACCUCUUAAAGCCACCAGUUCAGUUUCCAGUGCCAUUGAGUCCCAGUUCCUCUGCAUUACUGUCCCCAUAGCAGAGACAAUGUGUCUGGGUGAGGAGGCCAGGUGAGUGGGCCAGGUAUGUGUAGAGGUAAUGGCUCAGCAGUACCUUUCUUGCCAUGGGAUAGUCAAAAGAACUACACUCAAACAAGACCAAAAAAGAACUAUACUCAUGGCACAUGUCAUUUAAGGUAGGGUUCAUGUCAUUAAGGUAGGCUGACUGUUCUGAGGACAGACCUGUGCCAACAGAGCCCCUUCGUACUCCAAUGGGCACUUUCAGGAUGAUGUAAGUGGCCAGACAUUGAAGAACGGUGUCUGUAUUGCCGUGGUUGGGACAGUUACCAGCCAGUGGGUAAUAGUCUUCCCACUCUGUGGAUUCCAUAUUAUCUUUUUCAUAUUUAAAGAUAAAGCUUUUGUUUUUCUAUAGAAAAAAGUAAAAUACCAAGCUAUACUUCAGGUUAGGAGCUGCUUUUCAUGCUAUUUUGUAAAAAGGGCUAACGAUUUCUUUAACAAAGGUUAAUCAUCAAGCCACUAAAGUCCAUGUACUAUUUGCUGUUGAUUUCUUAGCACAUUGAAACUAAUAUCAGUCUUAGUUUCCUGAGGUGUUUAGUUACAACCUGAGCAAAUAGCAUUACUUCAUUUAGGGAAAUGAUUUUAAUGGGUCAUGUUACUACAGUCAUCUCUGGGAAGGCAGCCUCCCAGUUGGAGUUCUGCCUGCCCUGUGUGCAGAGGCAUGGAGAGGACCGAAUUAUCUCCCUGGUAAACAAUUUGUAUUAAAACAGAUCUGGUGGAGUACAAGAUGUGUACUAAAUGUAUUAAAACAGAUCUGGUGGAGUAUGAGACAUUUAGUUUUUAAGACAGAACAAACACUUGUUAAGAAGUUGAGCUGCACUCCCUGCCUCUGCAACUCUGUGGUGUGAAGGAUGCUACAUGGCCUGACUCUGAAAGCUCCAAUCCUGGGUUCAAUAUACCUGAACCAUUUGUGCCACAAAUUGAGUGGUGGCAGUUUGUAACAUGCAUUUUAUAAGUUAUAGUGUAUAGGGAUUUGGACUGGCAAAUCAUUCAAAGUAUGUGGUUGAAUUUAAUAUAAAGGUGCUUUGCUUCCGAGCUGAAAAGUGGCUGAAUAUGCAGCUUGGUGUCUUGUCUAAGAGAGGGUCCUAGAAGACAUGUGUAGAUAAUGCCUCGAGCCUAAUCCUCACAGUCUAAACCAACAUCAUAACAACACACUGUGCUGGGCUUCAGAACUGUCAUCUCUUUUCACCACUUGUACACAAGUGGGCCUUUUAGAACCUUGUUCUUUGCUUGACAAAUUUUCAAGCAGCUACCCAGGAAUCUCACAAGCCAAAAGAAGGACCCGGGCCUCCUCUGUAGACUGUUGUAACCUGGUGCCUUACCAAGUUGUGCUUUUCUGUUUCAUGUGUCAGUGACAUCAAGCAAAAUCUUGUACUUGAAAAUGCUAUGAAUGAGAUAGUAUGAAAUAAAUUCUGACCUGUGGACACA
Messenger RNA from Perognathus longimembris pacificus (Pacific pocket mouse), 3438 nucleotides. It is a transcript of the gene Rhou, whose product is annotated as ras homolog family member U. NCBI's taxonomy places the organism in Eukaryota, Metazoa, Chordata, Mammalia, Rodentia, Heteromyidae. The transcript has 4 exons. Gene Ontology annotation, biological process: small GTPase-mediated signal transduction. The coding region runs from base 1 to 771 and encodes 256 amino acids. Gene Ontology annotation, molecular function: GTP binding; GTPase activity. The record is from RefSeq and is a predicted model, not a curated record.